Molecule: messenger RNA, 1305 nt
Organism: Eruca vesicaria subsp. sativa (arugula)
Lineage: Eukaryota; Viridiplantae; Streptophyta; Magnoliopsida; Brassicales; Brassicaceae
Source: the annotation of a GenBank genome assembly
AUGGGGAAGGAAAAAGGUGUCUCUCGUCCUUUCACUCGUGCCCUUGCCUCUGCUUUACGCGCUUCAGAAGCCACUUCUACCACACAGAAUCAACAGAGAGCAAACACUAAAAGACCAGCCUCUGAGGAUAAGAACGUCGCUGCACCAAACAAGAAGAAGAGACGAGCAGCUCUGGGAGAUAUCUCAAAUGUUACCUUCAAUGCAGCUAAACCUGAGGCCAAAAACAACACCAAGCAGGUAAAGAAGGAACAAGGAUUGGGGAAAGGCACAAAUGACACAGCUGAUAACUGUAGUUUAAGGUUGCCUCCAAGACCUCUUGGGAGAUCAGCUUCUAUAGUUGAGAAAAGUGUUGUUAUUGGCACUUCAACUGCACCAGAUAUCCCAAAAUUCAUAGACAUUGAUUUAGAUGACAAGGAUCCUUUACUCUGCUGUCUCUAUGCCCCUGACAUCUACUACAAUUUGCGUGUUUCAGAGCUUAGGCGCAGACCGGUUGCAGACUUCAUGGAGAGAAUACAGAAGGAUGUCACUGAGUCCAUGCGAGGGAUUCUAGUUGAUUGGCUUGUGGAGGUAGCAGAGGAAUACACGCUCGUACCUGAAACUCUUUACCUCACAGUGCAUCUCAUAGACUGGUUCCUCCAUGGAAACUACAUGGACAGACAGAGACUUCAACUCCUCGGCAUCACUUGCAUGCUAAUUGCCUCGAAGUAUGAAGAAAUCUAUGCGCCACGCGUUGAAGAGUUCUGCUCCAUCACUGAUAACACCUACACAAGAGAUCAGGUCCUGGAAAUGGAGAAGCAAGUACUUGCGCAUUUUAGCUUUCAAGUAUACACUCCCACUCCAAAAUCAUUCCUAAGGAGAUUCCUCAGAGCAGCGCAAGGCUCUUACCUGGUAAUUCAUUUUGCUAUUUGCUUGCCUCACAAGAAAGAUAUGAAAAUUUAUAGGUACUUUGAUUGCUGCCUUCUGCAGAGCAUGCACCUUGAAUUGGAGUUUCUGGCCAGCUACUUAACAGAGUUGACGUUAAUAGACUAUCAUUUCUUGAAGUUUCUUCCUUCAGUCAUCGCUGCAUCAGCUGUUUUUCUUGCUAAGUGGACAUUGGACCAAUCAAACCACCCAUGGAAUCCAACACUUGAGCAUUACACAACGUACAAAGCGUCAGAACUGAAAGCAGCUGUCCAUGCAUUACAGGAUCUGCAACGUAACACCAAAGGUUGCCCGUUGAGUGCUAUACGCACUAAAUAUAAGCAAGAGAUAUUCAAAUCUGUGGCGGUUCUCACAUCUCCCAAAUUACUUGACACACUAUUCUGA